Vicia villosa (hairy vetch) is the source of this 3311-nucleotide messenger RNA. Its product is annotated as transcriptional corepressor LEUNIG_HOMOLOG-like. Gene Ontology annotation, molecular function: protein binding; transcription corepressor activity. The transcript has 17 exons. The record is from RefSeq and is a predicted model, not a curated record. Bases 564 to 2918 code for a protein of 784 amino acids. Lineage: Eukaryota; Viridiplantae; Streptophyta; Magnoliopsida; Fabales; Fabaceae.
UUAACUGUAGUACAGAUCGGUAAUUCUCUACUCUCUAACCUGAACUUUAUCAGCUUCGGUUCGUUGCCGAGCCUGAGCUUCGGAAUCUCGUUUAUUCAACCUCUCCCAUUGGUUCCCCUCACACUGCAGAAAAGCUCAUUGAACCAGUUCAAACUCUACUCCUCAAAAUCACUGUGUCACAAACCCUAAUUUCCCUUCCUUUCUCAUCACCUUCGAUCUUAUCACCGAUCAAGUGUCACCUGGUGCCAAACUUGUGCAAUUCACAAGAAAAUCUCUGUUUUCCUGACAAGGAAAUGUUAUUUCAUUUCCACAUUUUGUGAUCUCUAAAAUUUAUGAUAACAAUUCUUCUUCCUUUGUGAUCGUGGGUGCAUGCAUCCCGUGAUUCGUAAUGCGGGAUCUUUGAUCCAUCUAUUUGUCGCGUUUCGAGGCUGUUAGCGCAUUCUGUUGAUUAGAUUAAAUUGAUUUUCUCAUUGUUUAUUGUGAGAUUUGAUUGAUCUCAAUUGUUCCAUAUCUGGUCCAAUUUCGUGCUUUGCUGUAGUUAAUUUUGCUUGUGAAAGGAAACUAUGGCGCAGAGUAAUUGGGAAGCUGAUAAGAUGCUUGAUGUUUACAUAUAUGAUUAUUUGGUGAAGAAAAAGUUGCACAAUACUGCCAAGUCUUUUAUGACAGAAGGGAAGGUUUCUCCUGAUCCAGUAGCAAUUGAUGCUCCCGGAGGUUUUCUUUUUGAGUGGUGGUCUGUUUUCUGGGAUAUUUUUAUUGCAAGGACAAAUGAGAAACAUUCUGAGAAUGCUGCAGCAUAUUUAGAGACUCAGCAAAUUAAAGCAAAAGAGCAGCAAUUGCAAAUGCAGCAGUUGCAAUUAAUGCGUCAUGCUCAGCUGCAAAGAAGGGAUCCUAAUCAUCCUCCCAUUGGAAGUCCUCUAAAUGCUAUCACUACAGAAGGAGUGCUAGGGCAAUCUACUGCCACUGCAUUGGCUGCAAAAAUGUAUGAGGAUCGAAUGAAGAACUCUAACCCUAUGGAUACAGAGACAUCCCAACCACUUUUAGAUGCUAGAAUGGCCCUUUUGAAAUCAACAAAUCAUCCUGGUCAGAUGGUUCAAGGAAAUUCAGGAAAUGUGACAGCAGCUUUGCAGCAAAUGCAGGUUCGAACUCAGCAAAUCCCUCAGGAUAUCAAAAGCGAGGUCAACAUGGGAAACAUGCAGAGAUCCUUACCUAUGGACCCUUCUUCAAUUUAUGGGCAGGGUGGAAUGCAGUCAAAGUCUGGAAUCACAAAUGCAGGAUUAAAUCAAGGAGUUGGUGGUCUCACAUUAAAAGGAUGGCCAUUAACUGGCAUAGAACAAAUUCGCCCGGGUUUUGGAGCUCAAGUUCAAAAGCCUCUUCUUCAGAGUGCAAAUCAGUUCCAGCUUUUGCCACAACAACAACAACAGCAGCUCCUUGCACAGGCACAUGCACAAGGAAAUAUUGGCAAUUCACAAGUGUAUGGAGAUAUGGAUCCACAACGAUUAAGGGGAUUAGCUAGGGGAGGUUUGAAUGUGAAAGACAGUCAGCCAAUUGCAAAUGAUGGGUCAAUAGGUUCUCCAAUGCAACCUACUUCAUCUAAGCAGAUCAACAUGCCACAGAUGCAACAGUCCAUCUCCCAGCAACAGCAGGAUCCUUUACACCCGCAGCAACUGGGUCAGAAUAACCGAAAAAGGAAAGGGCCUACAUCUUCGGGAGCUGCCAAUAGUACUGGCACAGGAAAUACACUUGGCCCUUCUAACUCUCAACCAUCAACUCCAUCCACUCAUACUCCUGGUGAUGGAGUUGCUAUGGCAGGUAACUUGCAGAAUGUUGCUGGUGUAUCCAAAGGUUUGAUGAUGUUUGGUACUGAAGGAGCAGGCGGUCUUGCAUCUUCCACAAACCAGCUGGAUGACCUGGAACCUUUUGGAGAUGUUGGCUCCUUAGAUGAUAAUGUGGAAUCAUUUCUCUCACAGGAUGAUGGUGAUGGAAAGGACUUAUUCGGGACAUUGAAACGGAAUCCUUCUGAGCAUGCUACAGAUGCUUCAAAAGGCUUUUCCUUCAAUGAAGUUGGUUCUGUACGCAAAAGCAAUGGAAAAGUUGUUUGCUGUCAUUUCUCUUCAGAUGGGAAAUUAUUAGCCAGUGCUGGACAUGACAAGAAGGUUGUUCUAUGGAACAUGGAGACACUGCAAACACAGAGCACACCAGAGGAACACACUGCUAUUAUUACUGAUGUUCGCUUCAGACCAAAUUCAACUCAGCUGGCAACAUCUUCCUUUGAUACAACUGUGCGACUUUGGGAUGCUGCAGAUCCAAACUUUUCCUUGCAGGCAUAUAGUGGUCAUUCUUCUCAUGUUGCAUCCCUUGAUUUCCACCCUAAGAAAAACGACGUUUUCUGUUCCUGUGAUGAUAACAGUGAGAUUCGCCUCUGGAAUAUUAAUCAAUAUUCUUGUACUCGCGCCUUUAAGGGGGGAUCUACACAGGUGAGGUUUCAGCCAAGGAGUGGACACCUUCUGGCUGCAGCAUCUGGCAAUGUUGUUUCUCUCUUUGAUGUUGAGACUGACAGGAAAAUGCACUCAUUACAGGGACACUCUGCGGAUGUACAUUGUAUAUGCUGGGACACAAAUGGAGAUUAUUUGGCAUCUGUGAGUCAAGAAUCUGUCAAAGUCUGGUCACUUGCCUCAGGGGAUUGCAUUCAUGAACUUAAUUCCAGUGGAAACAUCUUUCACUCCUGUGUUUUUCAUCCAAGCUACUCCAACCUCUUGGUUAUUGGUGGAUACCAGUCAUUGGAGCUAUGGUUAAUGGCCGAAAAUAAAUGUAUGACCAUACCAGCUCAUGAGGGUGUAAUAUCAGCUCUAGCACAAUCACCAGUGACAGGGAUGGUUGCUUCUGCCAGUCAUGACAAGUCUGUAAAGUUAUGGAAAUAAAAAGGAUAAUUCUGUGGUUUCAAAAGAGCCAUAUAAUGUGUUAUAGAUCAGUUACAUUCUGAUGGGCAGUACCUGUCCGAUUAAAGAACAGCGUUGAAGAAGUAAAAGAUAGAUUUGCAUUGGAGAGAAGAAUCCCUCACCUCCCUUCUUCAUGCUCUUCCAUCAUCUACUCUGAGGGGCUUUGUGUAUUUUCUCUGUUCACUGUUAAUGUAACUAAUUUAUUUCUCCUCUGCCUGCUUUUUUUAAGCAAAUUAAGUUAAAAUUCUUUUGCAAGUUCUUUUUUAUUUUUUUACUAUUAGAAGAUAGUGUCAACCAAUCAGCUAUCAUAUAUAAAUUAUUUGAAUAAGUCAUUUGUGUAAUCUUUAAUUCUUUUAUGUUAAGAGUUGGAAAACU